Messenger RNA from Sorex araneus (European shrew), 2650 nucleotides. It is a transcript of the gene CNTD1, whose product is annotated as cyclin N-terminal domain containing 1. The transcript is spliced from 7 exons. Gene Ontology annotation, cellular component: site of double-strand break. Gene Ontology annotation, biological process: reciprocal meiotic recombination. The record is from RefSeq and is a predicted model, not a curated record. NCBI's taxonomy places the organism in Eukaryota, Metazoa, Chordata, Mammalia, Eulipotyphla, Soricidae. The coding region runs from base 1 to 990 and encodes 329 amino acids.
AUGGACAGACCGCCGAGGCCCAGACAGGCCGCCCUCAGUGACUUUCAGUUCGGGGUGGUGGCCACUGAGACCAUCGAAGACGCUCUUCUCCACCUGGUGCAGCAGAAUGACCGGGCCGUGCAGGAGGCCGCGGGCCGCAUGGGCAGCUUCAGGGAGCCCCGCAUCGUGGAGUUUAUUUUUCUCCUGUCUGAACAAUGGUGUCUGGAGAAAUCUGUGUGCUACCAGGCCGUAGAAAUCCUAGAAAGGUUUAUGGUUAAGCAGGCAGAGAAUAUUUGCAGACAAGCCACAAUCCAGUUGAGAAAUAAAACAGAGACUCAGAACUGGAGGGCUCUGAAAGAGCAGCUUUUCAACAAGUUUAUCCUGCGCCUUGUGUCAUGUGUUCAGCUGGCGAGUAAACUUUCCUUUCAUUACAAAAUAAUUAGCAACGUUACAGUCCUGAAUUUCCUCCAUGCUCUUGGGUAUUUACAUACAAAAGAAGAACUUCUGGAAUCAGAGCUUGAUGUUUUGAAGUCCCUAAACUUCCAAAUCAAUCUGCCUACUCCCCUGGCAUAUGUGGAGCUGCUCCUGGAGGUCUUAGGAUACAAUGGCUGUUCGGUUCCAGCCACACAGCUGCAUGCAACUUGCCUGACUCUACUUGACAUAGUCUACCUUCUGCAUGAACCCAUAUAUGAGAGCCUGCUGAGAGCUUCAAUCGAAAACUCCACACCCAGUCAACUACAAGGGGAAAAGUUUAUUUCAGUGAAGGAAGACUUCAUGCUGUUGGCAGUAGCAAUCAUUGCAGCAAGUGCUUUCAUCCAAAACCAUGAGUGUUGGAGCCAGGUUGUGGGCCAUUUGCAGAGCAUCACUGGCAUUGCCUUGGAGAGUAUUGUGGAGUUCUCUUAUGCAAUCCUGACUCACAGCGUGGGAGCCAACACUCCGGGGGCAAGGCAGCCUAUUCCUCCCCACCUGGCGGCCAGAGCUCUGAGGGCGGCUGCUUCCUCCAACUCAUGAGGCAGGCGGAAUCUGCCAGCUAUAAACAGCCUUCCGUCACUGCACCCAGUCCUCCCUUUGUUUACUUUCAUACUCAGGGUACAAAAGUUCCAAAUUAUCUUUUGAACUGUAUUUUGUGUUCCAAUUUCAUGCUUAUUUUUCUGUCUGCAUCAGAGCUAAGGCGAAUAGGCAUGUCCUUUUUGCCCUAUCAGAGUCAAAAAUUGGAAAAAGAAAGAAUAUUUGUGAAGUUGUUUUAUUUUUUGUUUUGGUGCCAAACCUAGUGGUGCUCAGGAGCUAUGCCCUGCUUGGCUAUUUGAGAGAUCUCUCCUGGAGGUGUUCAGGAGACCCUGUGCUGGGGUUUGAGUCUGGUCCUCUGCAAACAAACUAUGUACUCCAGUCCUCUGAGCUACCUCUCAGGCCCAAGUGGUUCUUUUUCUGUUUAUGGUAUUUAUGGCUUUUCUUUAACUGUUAAUUUUAUUCAGAGUUAACUAGAGGGGCUGGCACAACAUUACAGCACAGGUAGGGCAUUUACUUUGAACGCAGCCAAACUGGGUUCAAUUCCUGACAGCCCAUAUGUCCUGAGUCCACCAGGAAUGAUCCCUGAGUGCAGAGCCAGGAGUAAGCCCUGAGCUGUGGGUGUGGCCCCCAAAUAAAAAAGAGUGAACAUCAGACUUGUAGAUUAGUAUUAUUUAGGGGUUCAAAAAACAUAACCAUCUGGAUGACUUUGCCUGAGCAUCAAGAGACUUCCCUUAAAAGUUAAAAGUUAAAACAUGGGGCUGGAGCAAUAGAACAGUGGGUAGGGCAUUUGCCUUGCACGAGGCUAACCCAGGUUUUGAUUCUCAGCAUCCCAUAUGAUACCCUGGGCACUGCCAGGAAUAAUUCCUGAGUGCAAAGCCAGGAGUAACCCUUGUGCAUUGCUGGGUGUGACCCAAAAAGAAAAAAAAAGUUAAAACACUGUUCUAUUACUGAAGCCUAUGCAUUUGGUGCUUUCUAUACAGCUAUUUAUUUUCAUUCAUCUUUUUAGAGUGAAAACUAGUCCAUCUCCAAACAUGUUUCAUCAGGAUUUCCAUAUAUUUGUCCUUGAAUUCAAUUCUCCCAGAACACAAAGUGUACUCUAUUGUAGUUAAAGAAAAACCCAACAGUGCACCUCUGGACAGUUAUCAGAUUGCAGUAUAUCUUUUAUUACAAAUAAUUAAAUCUCUCCAUAGUGUCUCAGACAGCAUGAUACACCAUUUCAUGUCUAUAAUACAGACUACAGUAGACCUCCACUACUAGAGCCCAGAGAAGUGCUCAAUUUCAAGAUGCUCAUCAUAACACAUGGUGAUGAGGCAAACCUUUUGUGUUCUUCAUUUGACUGUCUCACACACUCCAUCGUAUAUAUCAGUGGAAACAAAUUUUUUUUUUCAUAUUGGAAAUGCAGGAAGUUGAGAGAGAUAAAACCCAGUGAAAACACACCAAUCUUAAUUCAACUCAGUUUAAAAAACGACAACAAAAAAAUUAAAUUAGUUUUGAGGGGAGAGGGGAAAAAAGGGCAUGGAAUCAGGAGUGAAAGCUGUAACAAAUGCUGGUAGCUAUGUCAUGUUGUAGUUUUGGAAACUGUCACGAUAUUUUAAAAUAAAGUGGCUUUUGUUAAUAUUUUUUUCUUUUUGGUAUUGUAAACAUGUGUUUUAUAGUACCCAAA